Messenger RNA from Megalobrama amblycephala (Wuchang bream), 1762 nucleotides. It is a transcript of the gene rassf7a, whose product is annotated as Ras association domain family member 7a. Gene Ontology annotation, biological process: signal transduction. The record is from RefSeq and is a predicted model, not a curated record. The coding region runs from base 256 to 1503 and encodes 415 amino acids. NCBI's taxonomy places the organism in Eukaryota, Metazoa, Chordata, Actinopteri, Cypriniformes, Xenocyprididae. The transcript is spliced from 6 exons.
CAAGCACAAACCUUUUUGAUAGGUCAACUGGCGUCGACGUCACUAUUCUAUCAAACGAGCGUCGCGUUCACUCGCAGCAUUGACUGGUGCGAGAGUUCUGAGUUGUGUGGCGUCGUGUCGCUUGCUUACACAUACGGUGUCCUUCAGUAUCGGACAAAAUAGUGGGUGAAAAAGUGCGGAGAAAUGCAUUGUGUUAGUGAAUCCAGACUUUGUCAUGCAUUGCUGAUGUAAGCUGAUCUGUGUUCAGUGUCUCUGAUGGAGCUGAAAGUUUGGGUGGAUGGAGUUGUACGAGUGGUUUGCGGACUGUCGGAAGAGACAUCAUGCCAGGAUGUAGUCAUUGCACUCGCUCAAGCCAUUGGCCAGACGGGGCGAUACGUUCUCAUUCAGAAAUUGAGGGACACUGAGAGACAACUUCUGGCCAAUGAGCGGCCAUUGGAGUCCCUGGCCAAACUGGGCCAACAUAGCAGUGAGGUGCAGUUCUUCCUGCGGCGGACUGGUCCCAGCAGCAGUGAGGAACAAAGUCUGCACAACCGCACCCUCCCUCACUCCAAGCCUUCCACAUCAGAACACAAACGGGGAUUACCGAAGAAAUCCUUAACCUUCAACUUGGGCCCUUCCUGUUCUCCUCGUACAAAAACUAAGGACUCUCGUAAAACACCCUCUCCUGAACAGAGGGCAUCCCCAGUUCCACACACAGCGUACCUUCCAGGGCCAUCUAAAGAGGAGGUGUUCCGGCACGUUCUCCAGCAGCAAGAGCAGCUACGUGCCCUCGAGUCCCAGCUGGUGGCUGUGGACAGGGAAUGCGAAACUUGGGACCAGACGUCUACAGAGGAGACAUCCCUGCAGGCAGAGAUGGAGGUUUUGGAAAAUACCUUGUGGAAGAACCAGCAAGAGUUGGUGGACGAAGAGUUCUGGGAGGAGGAAUUAAGGAUCGAGACAGAGAGGGAGCGUGGGAUGAAGCGCCGGUUAGGAGAACUGCAUGCUAAACUGGAUGAUUGCGGGCAGAAGUUGCAUGAAUUCAACACUCGUGCCAUGCAGCUUGAAAAGGACAUUCAGCGAGAAAUGCUACAGGUGGACGACUUGCCCAAUCAGUCCGAUUCGAAAGACUCUUUGGGGGUAGUCAAGGCAGAUCUUCAAAGUCGACAAAAGCAGGGGGAGGAGUUGGAAGCAGAGCUUAUAGAGCUUGAGAAGGCAUUGGGGAGGGCGGAGACUCUGCUGAAGGCAAAGCAGGAGGAAGUUGAGGAGUUGAAUAAGGAGCUCAGACAGUGUAAUUUACAACAGUUUAUCCAGCAGGCUGGAGCCCUGCCUACCCACACUCAAGCCCGCACAGACCUCAAUGAACACCCGAAAGAACUGGACCUGGCUCAACAACAGCAGGACAAUGAUUCACCCCCACGUCCCACUGCUAAGCAGUUCCUUGGUCACCCACGCAACCUGCAGCACCCCCUGGUGUCCAGCCUGAACCCUGAGGUCCUGACAUCCAGGGAAUCGUCUUGGCGGUAAUAAACCUGAAGCACAGGGCUAAGGAUUUAUAAUGACUUUCUGCUUGUAUUCAACCCCGCUGUCUUAACUGUCAUCAGUAUAUCCGCUUAUGUUAUAUAUAUCCUGUAUAUAUGAAUAUAUAUAUAUUAAUUAUAUAUUUACUACUUUUUGGUACAUUUCAAAACAUGUAUUUACUGUAAAAUAUUACCAGAUUUUAUCUCGAGAACUUUUACUUUUGUCUAUGUAUUUAAGUAUAAUAAAGACUGUGCAUUGUGUCUUA